AAAAAAACUAACAAAAAAAGGCUCCUCUAAAACUUCAAUUCAAUGCCUCUCUCCCUCUCUCUAUACCCAUCCUUCCCUCUCUAUUCUCCAGUUGUGUGACUGCGCUUUCGCUUCACCUUCUCCGGAUAAGAGAGAAAGGAGAGAGAGAGAGGGGGGAAAGGAAGACUGUGGAUUGGUGUCGCCGGCGAGUCGGUGCAGCGCCGCCGCUACAUUUGCUCUGUUUGUUGAGUUUGCUUGGUUUCUGGUGGCGUCGGAAUAGAGGCAAGGCAUAUAUAUAUAUAUAGUCAAAUAUCUUCAAACAUCAAAUAAUUUCUGAUUUUUUUGGGAGUUUGCAUUAAUUUGGUGUUUCUCAGAGCGAGGAAGCCCCACCUAUCUGCCACACUCUGGCGGAUGCUAGAGGAACCCUAGUGUUCCUCUUUUCUUCUUUCUGCUCUUCUCGGUUGUUGGGGUUUAAAUUGAAGAGGAAGAGGAAGAGGAAGGGGGAGGGUUUCUCCGUUAGGAAGAUGCUUUGGAUAAUGAAAUUCUCCUGGUUCGUCUCCGCCGCAAUGGUGAUGGUUGUUCUAUUUCCGUCGCUGCAAUCGUUUCCGCCGGCGGAGGCCAUUAGAUCGUCCAACCUUGAUUCCUACCUUAGGUUUCAAGGACAGAUUGCUUCCAGCGGUGCACUCGACCGAUUCUCUUUCCGGAAAGCGCCGCCGUUUCGUAAUGCCGGUGGAUGCGGCUCCGUGUUGGGGGAAAGCCACGUGUGUGAUCCCUCUCUGGUUCACGUCGCGAUUACUCUGGACAUGGAGUAUCUCCGGGGCUCAAUCGCGGCGGUGCAUUCGAUUCUGCAGCAUUCUAGGUGUCCGGAGAGUGUGUUCUUCCAUUUCCUGGUCUCUGAAACCAGUCUGGAAAGCCUAGUGAGAUCCACUUUUCCGGAGAUGAAGUUUAAGGUGUAUUAUUUCGAUCCGGAGAGAGUCCGGAGCCUCAUAUCCACUUCCGUCCGGCAAGCGCUGGAGGAGCCGCUCAACUAUGCUCGGAAUUAUUUGGCGGAUAUGCUGGAGCCCUGCGUACGCAGGGUUAUAUACUUGGAUUCUGAUCUGGUUGUGGUGGACGAUAUUUCCAAGCUGUGGACUACAAACUUGGGGGACAAGACCAUCGGAGCUCCGGAGUAUUGUCACGCCAAUUUCACCAAGUACUUCACCUCUAAUUUCUGGUCGGACCGGAGGUUAUACGCCACUUUCGCCGCCCGGAAACCGUGCUACUUCAACACCGGCGUUAUGGUCAUAGAUCUAGCGAAAUGGAGGCGGUUGGGGUACACGAAGCAUAUCGAGAGGUGGAUGGAGAUCCAGAAGACGAACCGGAUCUACGAAUUGGGGUCAUUACCGCCAUUCCUGCUAGUGUUUGCGGGAGAAGUGGCCCCCAUUGAGCACAGAUGGAACCAGCACGGUUUAGGCGGCGACAAUGUACGAGGAAGCUGCCGGAACCUCCACCCCGGUCCGGUGAGUCUCCUCCACUGGAGCGGCAGCGGCAAGCCGUGGCUGAGGCUGGACUCCAGGAAGCCUUGCCCGCUCGACUCUCUAUGGGCACCGUACGACCUCCAUGGACAUUCAACGUAAACAAACAACUCCUCUAUUGUCCGGUAAAUUCCUAGUCAGUCUAAAUUUCUUUUGUUUUCCGUCUCUUUGAAUUUUCCGUCCCCAUUAAUUUUUGUCAGUUUUUUUUUUUCUUAUAUUCAGAAUUUUUUUCUCUUCAUUUUUUGGCAUUUGGAUUAACAUAUAGCACCAUUAUUAUAUGAUGAUGAGAGAGGAUUUGUAUUCUAUUCAGCACUCUGCUCUCUGAAAUAAAAGGGUGAAAUUCAAUUCCCACCGCCAUUUCCCCAAAA
This is a messenger RNA of Ipomoea triloba (trilobed morning glory), 1861 nucleotides long. RefSeq names its product probable galacturonosyltransferase-like 7. Gene Ontology annotation, cellular component: Golgi apparatus. The transcript has a single exon. Bases 504 to 1595 code for a protein of 363 amino acids. The record is from RefSeq and is a predicted model, not a curated record. Gene Ontology annotation, molecular function: glycosyltransferase activity. Lineage: Eukaryota; Viridiplantae; Streptophyta; Magnoliopsida; Solanales; Convolvulaceae.